UAGAUCGGUUCGUAAACUUAAAAAAAAUACCAACUUAUGUUUGUAUCGAUAGCAAUUACAGUUGUACAUCGUCCUCCGUCACGACUGCUCUGAGCUUGGGGUUCCAAAUGGCGACGAACGGCGCUACCGCUGAUCGGAGCGAUCCCAUAAACAAUGUAAAAAUAAGUGUGAAGUUCAACGGACGAUCGAUACCGAUCAAUCUUUCUGUUGAUUCCACCGUCAAAGAUCUAAAAUAUCUGCUUCAACCACUCACUGAUGUUCUUCCCCGCGGUCAGAAACUAAUCUCUAAAGGGAAAAUUCUUGAUGAUGAAGAGAAAUUUAGCUCAUUGGGGACAUACAAUGGAAUCUAUAAGUUACAGCUCAUUGCUUCCCAAGGUCUACAUCAAGGGAGUGGUCCCAUCAAGAACGAAACUACGGUGGCUUCGAAUUUAAGGAGAGUUCCAGAAACCGGUAGAAGGGAGAAACAAGUGACUCUUGUGAAGAGUCAAUCUAAAAGAUGGAAGCUUACUGGGGUUAUAGCCCUGUCUAAUAGUGACGUAAAGGUCAUACCUCAUGAAGUAUGGAAUUGUGGAUCUUCUAUAAGAUUUCUUGAUCUCAACUGCAACUCAAUACAAGAUAUACCAGAAGCUAUUGGUGGUUUGAGUUCAUUGCAGAAACUUCUCUUGAAUGCAAACUGCAUAAAAGAUGAAUUUCUUAGUUGGAAAGGAAUCUCAUCACUGAAAUCUCUCUCUUUCUUGUCUUUGAGCCAGAAUCUUUUGACAAGUUUACCCUCUGAUUUGGGCGCCUUAACUACCUUGAAGGAGCUUCAUGUUGCAAACAACCAGUUAACAUGUCUUCCAGAUGAAAUAGGAUUGCUACUUCAUCUUGAAGUUUUAGAGGCCAAUGACAACAGGAUUAGGGCCAUUCCUUCAUGCAUAGGGAACUGCUCUUCUCUUGUUGAAGCUGAUUUAUCAUCAAAUCUUCUUGUAGAGCUCCCAGAAACCUUCAGCAGUUUGAGGAAUCUUAAGGCUUUGCAUCUUCACAACAACGGGCUGAAAUCACUUCCAUCGACAUUGUUGAAAAACUGCACACAUCUCUCCACACUGGACCUCCAUGGCACCGAAAUAACAAUGGACAUGCUUCGAGAGUUUGAAGGAUGGGAAAGCUUCGAUGAGCGGCGUGUGCUAAAACAUUCGAAACAACUGGCGUUUCGAGUCAAGGGAGCCUCUUAUUUUGAUGAGGGUGCUGAUAAAAGGUAGGAAGUUGGAGUUUUAUCUGCAUUUGUGUAUGUAUGGAGGUUAUUCACAGAAUGUUCAUCGUAAAGCUUUAUAUUUUAUU
This is a messenger RNA of Cynara cardunculus var. scolymus (artichoke), 1317 nucleotides long. RefSeq names its product LRR repeats and ubiquitin-like domain-containing protein At2g30105. Lineage: Eukaryota; Viridiplantae; Streptophyta; Magnoliopsida; Asterales; Asteraceae. The transcript is spliced from 10 exons. The coding region runs from base 108 to 1238 and encodes 376 amino acids. The record is from RefSeq and is a predicted model, not a curated record. Gene Ontology annotation, molecular function: protein binding.